AUGGCUGCCGCUGUUUUGGCGGCGGCCACACGACUGGAUUUAUCGUCGGUAGUUAACGACGGCGAAAACAAACCUGCUCUUGUCAAAGAGACCAGUACCGUCGGCGAUCUCAUUUCCUUCACAGACCGUCGGAUAAGCCCAGUCCGACAACAACGGAGGCGAAGAAGCAGCACUGGAAAUACUGACGUGUCCCAAUUCCGACGAACAAGUCUUAAACGAUCCGACUCCGAAAGAAGUGUGCUGAGCUUUCGGUCAAGGAAUAGCUCUUCAAGUACUCCCUUGAAAACACCAUUCUCGCCGGAAGACGACCCAGACACCAGUCGGCAAAGGACAAGCCGCCGGAAUUCCAUGUUAAACGCUCUUCGAGAGGACCUCGGAAAAGUUCGCUGCUUAAAAGCCUUAAAAAGACAUUCAAUAAAGUCGUGGAUGAGCGAAGAGGACGACGAUAAUGACCCUUUUGAUCCUAGUGACUCUGACGGCGAGCGCAUUUCUCCUUAUCGACGGAAAACUUCCCGACGGUCGUCAAAUAUGGUCAGGCGGGACUCUCGUUUAUCUAUGUCUAGUAGUGAAUCCUUUUCAGGAGCUCUUACCGAAGCUGAACUAAGAAAACUACAAAUGCUUCAGACACUGGGCAAAAUGGGCGGACAGGAGAACAGACAUAAACGCCAUGACUCUUUUGACAGUCAAAGCGGUGAGAUAGCAAUCCUAGAAGCUUCUUACGGGAGGGGAAAGAAAAGGGCAAGUAUUGCAACACACGUGCUCAUGAAAACACGUCGAAAGCGCGGUCCACUUACGGAAAUAAAUGCAACCAAAGCUGAUGUUUUACUCGGAACUCCUUCGCCUGUACAAAAGACAGAGGAGGAAGUUGUAACAGAAGAACAGAAAGAAAGGUCACAGAAAAUGUUUCAAAUGCUAAAGAAAACUGAGAAACCGAAGCUGGUCGGGCUUGUGGGUAAAAGUAAAGACUCGAUAACUAAAGAGGACGUUGCAAAGGAAUCUAUAUUAAGUUUCCGUCGAAAACUGAAGAGAAAGAAGAUUAAACCAAUCGAUGUGUGGCGGAAACGCGCGAAGUUCCUUCUGCUCCUACUGAGGGCGUGGAAAAUCCACUCUAAUGCUAUAAACGAAGACCUUGUCGACAACAAUGAAUCUUUGGACAUGAUAACACGUGGGAACCAGGCGGACCUCAUGUUUGAUAUAACAACGUUUAAAGCUUCGAAGGAGGCAAAAAUAUCUCAGGAGGUGAAGAGGAUACUGAUGAAGAAGCCAAGCUUAAGAACUGAAGACGAACAGUAUUAUGUACAGAUAUUUCUUCGGAAUUACAAGAGUAUUGCAGAGUACCCGGUGAAAAUGCAGCGGCUGAUUGCACAACGAUCUUGGAUAGAAAGUUUCGACAUAAAGCGUGUAAUAGUGAGAGAAGGCCAUGUCCCUAUGUGUUUCUAUUUUAUCCUGUCCGGGUCAGCGAUCGUGUCAGCAAUGGACAAUGGGGUGCCAAAAACCAUCAUGUUUCUAAACAGAGGAGACAGUUUUGGAGACGUCGCCAUCUUGAAUAAUGCUCGCCGGGAAACUACCGUAAUAUCUCGCGAGAAGAUAGAACUCCUGGUCAUGACAGAUACGGAUUUUGUUGAUAUAUUCAUGUCAGGCGGUCUGAGGGAUCCAAACGACCCUUUCCUGAAAUCUAUAAAUUUUCUUGAUGGCUGGCCAAGAGACAAAUUAAUUGACAAUCCAAAAAGGUGUAUCUUCAGUUAUUUCAAGCGUGGUACAAUUCUUGUGAACGACAGUACAAACAAUGACUGGAUCUUUGUUGUCAAAUCGGGAAGUGCAAGUCUUCUGAAGAAGCUUCAGACAGUUAACAUCAAGAAAAGACCAAAAACAAGGAAGGUGCUAGACUUCAGAGAUGAAGUGAUGGAGGUAAUGAAACACGAGAAGUAUCUCAGUCACGAAGAACAGGUUCAGCUGAUGUUUGAGGAGGAGAAACGUAGCCUUGACGACCAAAAUCUGCACGUGCGAUUCUACGCUCUUCCCGAAAUUAACGUGAAAACAAAUGACUCAUACAACGAACUGCGUCAGAUGAAAGAAGAGUUUAUGAAUGCAAACAGUGUUAAUCGAGCUCUGGGUGCCCUGGAAAAAUCCGGGGUUGACGUGAAAUCCGAGACCGGAAAUAGUGACUCUACACAACACGUUUCCGACAAGAGAUCAAGACGGAAGUCUAUAGGUCCAUUCAUAAAAGGUGGAAGUACAUUGGGACGUGAAGCCUCUUUUGCAUCAUUGCCCUCGCGCAGGGAUUUAGACUCUAGACCCUCGGAGUCUAGGAACUCUCGGCGUAGCAUAGCCUCGAAUCAGAAAAGUGUUCGGUUUGCCGACCCCCGUGAUUCGGCAGAAGCUGACAAUGUUGAUGAGGCAGUGAAAAAAGUUGACGACUGGGAACAGAUGUCGCUUCCGACACUAGGAGAAAGCCCAAUCAAUGAUCUUUCAAUCAAACCAGAAGCCAAACCAGUGUUCGUUGAGGCUAAUAUACUUACAAAAGGACAAGUUUUUGGCCUAGCUGAUAUGCUGUUUGAGAACCAGCCCCAUUUCAGUCUUGUGAGCAAUGGUGCAGAAUGUAUCAUGAUCGAGAAAAAGUUUUUCCUAGAGCAUGCCUCACAAAGACUUAUGGUGGCCCUACGUGAAUCCACGUUUCCUUACCCGUCAGAGGAGAACCUACAGGCUAAUCUUGAAACACAAAUGAGGUGGAAUCUGCACAAAAAUAAAACUAUUAACAACUUACUGAGGGAAAUCAAAAUCAGAAAAAGUGAUAAAUAUGACGCACGUUCAACAUUGCUCUUGCCCGCUCUACACAUGUAGUAUCUAGCAUACAUAGCACGUGAAGUGCACGUGAAGCUCGUGUUCAAUCUUUUGGUUCAUCAUCAACUGAAUAAUUUGUGUUGAAACAAUCUACAGCGUAUAACUAAGAAUUGCCAUUCUUUUUAUAUGAUUAAAAACUUGUCAGCUUUGUCAGUUUUUAAAAAUCAUCCCUAUAGCUCUGUUAUAUUUAUUAAAAACCGCCAAUGACAGGCUAGAUAAAUGUUGUUUUUUUUUUGUUUUGUUUUUGUUUUUCAUUAGUUUUAAAUAAUGCAGACGACAUGUCUAAUCUUUAUGUAGUAAUUUUAUUUCUCGAAAACCGUAACGUUGGGGUUUUAUAACUAUUUUUUAGUUAAUACAUGUAUUUCUUUGUAUAUAAUUGUGUUUUAAUGUUACGACAGCUUAAUAUGAGCCGCGCCAUGAGAAAACCAAUAUAGUGCGUUUGCGACCAGCAU
Molecule: messenger RNA, 3293 nt
Organism: Mercenaria mercenaria
Lineage: Eukaryota; Metazoa; Mollusca; Bivalvia; Venerida; Veneridae
Exons: 17
Coding region: 1-2841 (946 amino acids)
Source: RefSeq, a predicted model, not a curated record